GCAUGUACCUCCACAGCCGCACCCCCUACUCGUAGCAGACGAACGGUGAGCUCAAGGGGAAGGACGAAAAAGUCUGGUUUUGGGAGUAAAGAUUUGUGCACAUGAUGUCGGUCUAUGGUCGCAGCACUGCGCCGCCCGCGCCCUGCAUUGCGUUGCUAUACAAAUGCUUCAGGUACGUAUUCACUACCGGGGAUCAAGCUGGAAGCCAGUGAAUGUUAGUGAGAGUGAAUAGACUAAUAUUUUACUUUAGGAUAUUAUAACUACCAUGGAGCAAUCAAGACUUUUACCAUGGGACGUCGUAGUCCUCGUCCUUUAUUUCUUCGCAAUCUUAACCAUUGGUAUUGCGUCACUAUGGAAGUCCAACAGGAGCACAGCAGAAGGGUAUUUCUUGGCAGGAGGAUCUAUGCUUUGGCUUCCCGUUGGUGCCUCCUUGUUUGCUAGUAAUAUUGGCAGUGAACACUUCAUUGGUCUAGCUGGAUCUGGAGCCUAUGCUGGUAUAGCCAUUGCAGCUUUUGAACUCAAUGCGCUGGUAAUGCUACAGCUCCUUGGAUGGAUCUUUCUACCCGUGUACCUCGCCAGCGGUGUUUAUACAAUGCCAGAGUAUCUCCAGAAGAGGUUUAGAAGCACUCGCAUCAGGAUGUACCUUGCCAUUCUCUCGCUCGUCAUCUACAUCUUUACUAAAAUCUCGGUCGACUUGUUUUCAGGAGCCUUGUUCAUCCAGCAAGCCUUAGGAUGGGACCUCUAUCCUGCUAUCUUUGGUCUUCUGGGGAUAACAGCCAUCUAUACCGUGACUGGUGGUCUUGUGGCGGUCAUAUACACAGAGACCCUUCAGACCAGUAUCAUGAUCGGCGGGGCCGUGUGGCUGUGUAUUGCAAGCUUUCAGAAGAUUGGAGGGUAUGCCAUGCUUGAACCACUCUAUGCAGAAGCUAUUCCUAAUGAGACACUCUAUCGCAACGAUUCUUGUGGGAUGCCCAGGGAGGAUUUCUUCCACAUGCUGAGGGCGCCCGUCGGCUCGGAUACGCCCUGGCCUGGAUUCAUGUUUGGUCAGAAUUUUGUAGCACUCUGGUACUGGGCAACAGACCAGGUUAUUGUCCAAAGAGCCUUAUCAGCCAAGAAUCUCUCACAUGGCCAAGGUGCAACAUUGUUGGCAGGCUUCCUCAAGACCUUACCUCUCUUUUUGAUUGUCAUGCCAGGAAUGAUUGCUCGAAUAUUUUACACAGAUAUUGUUGCAUGUGUGGAAAAUUGUGAAGAAAUAUGUGGUUCGAAAACCAGUUGUUCAAAUCUUGCCUUUCCUCUUCUUGUAUUUGACCCUGAACUCCUGCCCGAAGGGGCCCAUGGUUUACUGUCCGCUGUUAUACUGAGCGCCCUCAUGAGUUCUUUGACCUCCACCUUCAAUAGCAGCUCCACCAUUUUCACCAUGGACCUGUGGAGGUGGAUCCGCAAGAUACCAGGUGACCGGGAGAUGGGCCAACUUCCAAGAGAGAUCGCUCGGAAGCAUGAAUUGGAGUUGAUGAUUGUUGGGAGGUUAUUUGUCGCUCUUAUCAUCAUAAUCAGUAUCCUCUGGGUACCUGUCGUUCAAAACAAUCCCAGCGGACAAUUGUUUGUUUACAUCCAGCAGGUCAUGGCCUAUCUAGCGCCCUCUAUCACGGCCGUCUUCCUGUCAGCUGUAUUGUGGGAAGGCACCACGGAACAGGGUGCAUUCUGGGGGUUAUUGCUGGGUUUGGUUCUGGGCGUCAUCAGGAUAAGUUUGGUUGUGGCUUUUCCAGAGCCCUUGUGUGGGGAAGUGGACAGUCGACCCCCGUUUGUAGCAGCGAUCCUUGUGAACUAUAUGUAUUUUGCCAUGAUGCUCUUCAUAUGGACGAUAUCAUGGGUGAUAAUCAUCAGCCUUUUUACAGAGCGGAUCCCUUCCCAAUAUUUGUAUCGUUUGACAUUCUGGACCCGCUUCAGUAGAGAAGAGCAUCAAGAUGAAGUGAGUCUAAGAGAAGAGUCAAGGCAAGGAUCUUGUAAAGUUAAAGAAGAGGAAAAGAACCUGUUACGAGAGGAUGAAAUGGAAUCUUCAAUUGAUGGCACAGUGCUAUCUGAUCAGGAAGCUGAGAAAUCUGAUGAAGAGUCUCCCCUCAUUGAGAACAGUGAGAUGAGCCGAUGGCGCCGCGGAUGGAACUGGUUCUGUGGACUCUCGUCUCAAGGGGGCGCCCUGACUGACGAAGAGGUACGCCAACGCGAGACAAGGCAGAUGAACAAAGUGAUCCAGGAUAGAAGAGAUAGGUAUAUCCUAAACUCUAUUGCAGUACUUGUACUCGGGCUCGAUAUCUUUCUGUAUGCGUAUUAUGCGUGAUAAUAUGAUAAUCGUUUAUUACUGUAUGCAAAGUAAAUUUACAGGAAGAGUAUAUGGUAUAAUAAAUGACAUUGUUCAAGAAUGUGUGAUAACCAAGGGGGGGGGGUAAGUGCCAACAUAAAUGAAAAUACUGAUGAUGGUGAUAGCUGUGAUGAUGAAAAUGUUG
This is a messenger RNA of Lytechinus variegatus (green sea urchin), 2501 nucleotides long. RefSeq names its product sodium/glucose cotransporter 4-like. The record is from RefSeq and is a predicted model, not a curated record. Gene Ontology annotation, cellular component: plasma membrane. Bases 266 to 2335 code for a protein of 689 amino acids. Lineage: Eukaryota; Metazoa; Echinodermata; Echinoidea; Temnopleuroida; Toxopneustidae. The transcript is spliced from 13 exons. Gene Ontology annotation, molecular function: D-glucose:sodium symporter activity. Gene Ontology annotation, biological process: transmembrane transport.